Molecule: messenger RNA, 917 nt
Organism: Meloidogyne enterolobii
Lineage: Eukaryota; Metazoa; Nematoda; Chromadorea; Rhabditida; Meloidogynidae
Source: the annotation of a GenBank genome assembly
UAAUGAUACCUACAAAAUCUUGUAGUCUUACAAAGAAUUUGAUACCGUUGACGGAUAAAGCACCAAGGGCGGUUUUGACAUGGAACAUGCAUGAGAAAGUAAGGCGAAACAAGGAGAUUUGGGACGACCCAGAUUCAAUUGUCCACAGAUUGCCAAAACACUAUCAAAGAAGAUAUUGGAAGAAUUUUGUGCUUUCUAAACCUGCUCCAGUUCAUUAUACACCGCCUGAGUUUAGAUAUUACUGGGAUACUAAGAGGAAUGUUCAACUUGAGACUGAGGAAUAUCCAAUUCUUCCAUUACGUUGUCCUGAACAAGAUCAAGGGCUUUGGGGUGGUGAAGGAGUUAUUAAAGGUUAUAGAGAGUCAAAUCCUAAACUUAAAAAGAAGAUACUCCCAAGACUCUGGAUACCUAAAUUGUGGACUCCAACUAUCAAAAGUGCAUUACUCUAUUCAGAAAUUCUGGACAUUUAUAUGAAUAUUAAUGUUACUGAUAGAGUUCAACGACUUAUUGAUCAACAUUUUGGCUUGGAUUUAUAUUUACUUGAAACACCAGAUGUUGAUAUAGACUCGAGACUUGGCAUUGAUUUGAAAAGACAACUUUUGUUAGCAUUGGCAAGUAAGAACUAUUAUCAUAAUGAUUCCGUCCGUCAAGAAUAUAUCGCGAACAAGUAUUCUCGGUUUGUUAUACCUUUGGAAGAAGCUGAAUGGUAUGGACUUGAUUUGAAUACCGCUUGUCGAAAGCUACAAGAUAUUGAAGAUAAUAAAGAACCAGUCCCACUAAGGAAACUAUUUUCGGAAGAACUCAUCUCUGAAAUUAAAAAGGGUGUAAAAAGUGAAGUUGUUCCUUUGGAAGAAGCGGAGGAAGAAGAGGAAGGUUUAACUUAUGAGAAGGAUAAAUGGAUUGGAUGGAGGAUAUAA